Molecule: messenger RNA, 3018 nt
Organism: Sardina pilchardus (European sardine)
Lineage: Eukaryota; Metazoa; Chordata; Actinopteri; Clupeiformes; Clupeidae
Gene: lmnl3
Product: lamin L3
Exons: 13
Coding region: 135-1919 (594 amino acids)
Biological process (GO): nuclear migration; protein localization to nuclear envelope; nuclear envelope organization
Cellular component (GO): nuclear lamina; nuclear envelope
Molecular function (GO): structural constituent of cytoskeleton
Source: RefSeq, a predicted model, not a curated record
CUUGUGAUAUGACAUCACUCCGUCCAAGACCCUCAGUCAGACAAGUCGUUUUCCAUCAGCUAGCUACCAAACGCUACCACAAUUCCUCGACCACAGCUGUUUGAAGACUGAUCCUUGCCUAAGGUGUGCUUACCAUGGCCUCUGCCAUCUCCACACCGGUUACCUCCUCGAGCCGGCCAGGGCGCUCCACGAGACGUACCUCCGCACCUGGGGUGUCUCCAUCCGGCACGAGCCCCACGCGCAUCACUCGCAUACAGGAGAAGGAGGACCUGCGGCACCUUAACGACCGUCUUGCUAAUUAUAUAGAGCGUGUGCGGCAGCUAGAGAAUGAGAAGUCCUCCAUGCAGCUUUUACUAGAGGAGAAAUCAGAGUCCACUAGCAGGGAAGUUGGGAAUAUUCGACGUCUCUACGAGAACGAGCUCGCAGACGCCAGGAAGACUCUUGACAACACCGCUAAUGAACGGGCCCGACUACAGAUAGAGUUAAGCCAACUCGCUGAAGAUCAUAGGAAAUUGCAAGCCAGGAAUACCAAAAAAGAGGCGGACCUGGGCAGGGCAGCUGGACACUGGAAGAGCCUCGAGGCUGCGCUCAACUCCAAAGAGGCCGAGUACGCCAACUUGCUGGCCGAAAAUCGGAAUCUUGAAAGCGCAGUCACAGAUCUCAAAAACCAAGUGUCAAAUUUGGAGGCUGCUCUGCAGAAUGCCCAGGCUCAGCUCAAUGAGGAGAUGCUGCAGAGGGUGGAUGCACAGAAUAAAGUGCAGACCCUCAAGGAACAGAUAGACUUCCAGAAGCACAUGAGUGAGCAGGAGGUGAGGGAGAUGCGCACCCGCUAUGAGAGUCGCCUGGUGGAGGUAGACACCGGGCGGCAACAGGAGUUUGAGAGCAAGAUGGCCGAGGCCAUGCAGGAACUGCGCAAGGAGCACGAGGCCCAGAUCCAGCAGUACAGAGAGGAGCUGGAGCGCACCUUCAUCGCCAAGCUGGACAAUGCUCAGCAGGCGGCUUCAAAGAAUAGCGACGUUGCCUCGUCAGUACGGGAGGAACUCGCAACAACCCGGACCAGACUGGAGUCUCAGUCGUCUGAGCUGAGCCAUCUUCAGAGACAGAACACAGCCCUGGAGGCGCGGGUGAUGGAGCUGGAGCAGACGCUGGACCGCGAGCGCGAUGUGGCCCACCAGAGGAUGAGCCGCAAGGAGCAGGAGAUGGCGGCCAUGAGGGCACAGAUGCAGGCCCAGCUGGAGGACUACCAGAACCUGCUGGACGUCAAGCUGUCGCUGGACAUGGAGAUCAACACCUACAGGAAGAUGCUGGAGGGAGAGGAGCAGAGGCUGAAGCUGUCACCGAGUCCCUCUGGACACGGACCGGUGCCACGCAGGCAUGCCCACGGGGUCCGACGCAUGAAGGGCGCCAAGAGGAAGAGAGAGAGCGGCCACUCCCCGUCCUACAAGAUCACCCAGCAGUCAUCGGCGCGAGGCAGCGUGUCAAUCGACGACAUCGACAAGGAAGGCCAGUACAUCAGGCUGAAAAACAACUCUGACAUGGACCAGCCUGUGGGCGGGUGGACCGUGUUGAAGAGUCACAGCGUUGCUCCUGAAAUCUCCUUCCAGAUUCCCUCCCCCUACAUUCUGAGAGGUGGACACACCCUAACUGUCUGGGCUGAAGAGGCUGUUGAGCAGGCUCCAUCUGGGGAUUUGGUUCUGAUGGGCCACAGGAGCUGGGGUCCAGUUGACGACGUCAGGGUCCUGCUGCUCACCACUCAGAAUGAGGAGACGGCAGAGCGCAGGCUGGUGUGCGUGCGGCAGCGGCCGGAGGGAGCCGACUCGGACGAGGAGUUUGACGAGGAGCCCAUCUCUGGCAGCGAGCUUCACCUCAGGAGACAGCCCAAAAGGAAGAAAAAGGAGAAAUGUUGUCUGGUCUUGUGAGGCAGACGGAGGGGGACUGGCAACGGGCAGCGAAGCCAGCUGUGCAGUCAUGUGACACUUUUUUGUUACUGGAAAACCAUCCUGUGAAGGUGCCACCAUGGAAGGUGAAGGUUGAAUGUGGAUAUGGUCUCUGGUAUUUGACACCAAGCAUAUAUCCAGUCUAUAUGGUUGGUGGUUAUGUUUUUAGGGUCUGUCACUAGGUACUUACAGUUUGAAUUUAUACUAAUAAAAAUAUAGUAAAAUAGAAAAACUCAAACAGAAUGAGUACUCUUUUUUUUUAACUUUGAGAAAAAAACGUUUCUUUCCAUGUUAUGGUACAGUCAUCCUCUAAGCUGGAAGAGAUGCCUUGUACUAAACUUGAAAUGCCUUCUAAUGUUAGGUACUGAGGAAAUGUGACUGUGUGCCUUAGUGGAAAAUGGCAGAAAGCACUUCUCCCGUGUACUGGUGUAGUAGAUGUGUAGUUGUCUGGGAUUUGAAUGUGUCUCGGCCAUGGGCUCGUCAGUCCUGUGUAGCUGUGCCAAGCAGGUGCUUUUUGCAGGCUUAGCGCUUUCUCCGUUUAUUUGGGACUACUCGUUUGCACGUAAAGGCUGAACGGUGGCCACGCACUGGCUGUGGUUUCAACCAAAGUAAUGGGUUGCUGCUGCUAACUGGGAACAGUUCUGAAAGUAGAGGGACUGCUUUCACUAUAGGAAUAUGUGCUUUUGUUUUGGGGAAGCCCUCCCUGGUCAAAAAUGAAUAAGUUAAUUAUUAUAAAAUAUGAAGCAAAUGCUUGUCAAAAAUAAAAGCAUAAUUAUUUAACAUAAUGAGGACAUAAUGCAUACAGUAAAUAUAUGUUGAUUCAGUCUCAAGUGCUUCAUUUUAUUUAAAGUGUAGCUCAAUUAGAUCUUUUUUUGCUUUCCAAUCUUUUGAGGAACACGUGUUCAGUGUGUUGUCCAGGUUGUUUUGAUACUGGGGGGUAAUCGGUAAAAUGACAAAAGUAGCUAAACAACUAGAACAGUACUGUACAUGAACCUGAAUCUUGCCUUUGACUGUCAAUCCUACCUAUUUAUGACUUUUAUUGCACAAAUACAUUGAGCACAUUUGUAUGAAUCCAAUAAAG